UUAUCGACGCUAUCUCAAUCUAAAAUACAUGCUGAACAGUUUACACUUUUGUUACUACUAUCUAUAUUGUGAAGUUUAUACAGAAUGGACUAACGUGUAUAAUCCAUUAAUAUUCUGACCUAAUAUGCAACAUACUUUAAAAACAAUCUGCGAAUAUCAAAUUGGAUAUUUAUAAGAACUACUUAAGUCUGACAUGGACUUUUUUUAAUUGCUGUACUUCAUUCUGAAAGAAAGGGGAGGAAAUUAUAAACUUCCUUAAUAGAACGUGAAUUGAAUAAAAAGAUAAGAUUCUAACUCAAACUGUUAAAUAAUUGAGUGGAUUAUAGGUUUAAUCUUGCUUGAAUUCUCUGUGUUUGAAAUAUGGAAGAAACUAAAGGAGAUAAAGAAAAACCUUUGACGUUCGCUGACCUCGGAAUAGAGACGGUAAAGAACACUGAGGAGACAUGUUUUGGAAAGGUUCGAAGCCCUGCAAGUUUAACAAAGAUAGAAAAGGCGUUCUUGAUUCUAUGUAGCCUAUCCUUAGUAGCGGUGAUAAUCAUAACUAUCAUAAAGAUGGCUGAUAUUCCAAAAGACGAUGCCGACUUUACAUUUGCUCUCCUGUUGUUAAUAAAUUCAUGUAUAACUCUGUACUAUCUGUUCAGUGGCGUUUUCUUCGAACGACCAUACGAACUGAUUAUCCUUGUUAUCAGCACGUUUAUAGUCUGGAUAUACCUCGUUCUAAACUACUCCAUCAGCGUCAAGAAUGACCUGAAACUGGGUCGACUGAUCACUGCAUCCGUUCUCGGUCCUGUGGUCCUUGUUCUUGGUGUGAUAUUGGUGAAGAACUACCGGGACUCCAAGGGCCUGAUCUUCAGGACAGUUGGUGCCAACGAGGAGGACCAGAACAUGUGCAACACUCUGUACAUCUUCCUGGGUUUCUUAAAGGCUGAUCUGCAGCUCUCGAUCUCACUUGCUGUCCUGGUGCUGAAUACAGGAAGGUUGUUGAAUGAAGAAGACAAGAUACUGCUUCCUGUGACUACUUUGAUCGGCAUUGUCACGGCCGUAUGUGGUUACUUGUGUGUCCGGUUUGAGAACAAGAAAAUUGCAGUCGUCUACCUGGCCAUGUGGUGUUUAAUACCAGCAUACACAAUUUAUUUGAUUUACCAUGCUGCCAAAGAUUUAAGCGACACAUCGGAUGACACACAGAUGGAGAUUGGUCUGUACGCUGUUCUGUUUGUGACUGCUGCAGCCUCAUUGGUGGUGAAGGCUUUGUCCAUUAUGUUCGGGGUCAGAGUUUACCGCAACUUCGGGAAAGGGUUGAAAGAAAAAGUGUACAAAACAGAAGAUUUGACGUUGACAAUAUCUACAUAAAAGAAGAGGGAGCAGCGAAUGCUAGUUCGAAAUGACACUAAUGUACUGUAGAGCUUACUAUUAAACACACAAACAAUGUCAUUAUAACAAGCUAACAUUCGUUUCACUUGAGACGGACUGACUGACUCGAAUCUGUGUUCUUAAUUUCCUGUGGUUAAAAACUCCAUGCUAUAUGAUUGGUUUGUUUGUUGCUUCCAAGUCGUAAUUAUAUAAACGUGUUUGAACAGUAUUAUAGUAUGUACGAUCUUAUAUGUAUAUUAAUGUACAGCAACAGUGUUUUAGAGUAAGAAACUGGUAGAUAUACAGCGUAAGGAAAAAUAGAACUUGAAAGAAAUGCACUCAAAACACUAUAGAAUCAGAAUACCAUUUUAUGUUAUGCUGUAAGUUUAAUGACGAACUUAGAAAUAAAUAUUGUAUCAGAUCACCCCCGCCGACACUGGCAAAAUUUAAGUACCUUAUGUGGAGUAAAAAUAAGAAAACUGAACAACAUUGCGAUAUUUGUGGUCCAUGCUAUGAAACUUAGAGAAUAUCAAUUAAAAACUUUAGCUGCUUCGUAGAAAUACUCACCUGUACAGACAGUAUAUUUAGUUUAAAUAGUUUUAUAUACUGUGUUUUGAAUAAUAUUUUAUAAACAGUACAUAUGGACUUAUUUACUAAGCAUAUAAACAUAAAUACUGUACGCAUGUAAAUGUCACAAUUUACAAUACCAUUAUCAUAAUUCUGUAUUAUAUACAUUUUACAUAUUUAAAUAUAUGUACAUAUGAUUUGUGUCUUUGCAAUAAAAUGAUUGUUUUGUAAAUGGCGAAAGUCAAAUCAAAUCCAUUUCCAGUAAACUAUGAACC
Messenger RNA from Mya arenaria, 2192 nucleotides. RefSeq lists its product as uncharacterized. The coding region runs from base 361 to 1350 and encodes 329 amino acids. NCBI's taxonomy places the organism in Eukaryota, Metazoa, Mollusca, Bivalvia, Myida, Myidae. The transcript has 8 exons. The record is from RefSeq and is a predicted model, not a curated record.